AUGAUCGCGACAGGCGGGCUCCUGAGGAUCUCCCGGCGGCAAGAUUCGCUGCGCACCAAGAACCGAGCAGAGAACAAGCGGAGAAGGAAAGUCAGGAAGAAGAUGAAGAACAAUGUGGUUGUGGUGAAGGGCAAGCUGAAGCUGUUCUCUGUAUCGGGCCUGGUUGCUGCGCUUGGAGUGCUCAUCUUAUUGGUGGGAAUAUCAAUGGCUGUCCUGGGAUACUGGCCCAAAGAGACCUCGGCUUACCCAAAAGUCUUUCCAAGAGUGAAGCAGCCCAUUAAACAGCCAACUGAUUCCAAAAAAACCCUUCGGCCGGCAUCAAACUUCACGAGCAAUACCAAGUUCUGGAUGAAGCUGCACUGGAAUGGCAGCGAUGGUAUGAUUAAUGCUACCAAGCCUAAUGUCCGGCCUGUUGGAGUUUUUGAAGGCCUGUUCUCCACUUAUCUGUACUCCGACAACCUCAAAGUGUUUGGACCACUGGUCAUGGGUAUUGGUAUCUUCCUUUUUAUUUGCGCCAAUGCCGUGCUCCAUGAGAACCGUGACAAGAAGACCAAAAUCAUUGACCUGAGAGACAUUUACUCUACUGUUAUAGACAUCCAUAGCUUGCGCUCCAAAGGCCAUGCCCCUCUUAAUGGACUGUUAGGCUGCACACAGUCCAAGGAAGGAGAUCUUACAUCAGCCACAUAUAAGACAGCCAUGCCUUCAAGAGGCUCCUGGCCUUCUACUGUCUCAUGUAAAGAAAAGGAUUACAGGAGAUCGUCAUUCUCCAGAAAGUUUAGCUGGUCUAGAGAAAGACAGUCACUUACUGAGACAAUCUACACCAUUUACAGAGAUCAGAACAGACUUAAAGACCCAACACCUGCUCCCAAGGAGUGGGAAACCUGCUCUAUAGUCACCUCAUCAGUUAAUGCUUUCACAUUACCUGUAAUUAAACUCAACAACCAUGAAAUGGAGGCAAAAGAAGUGCAAGAGGGAGAGCAUACUACACCAUGCAAUCUGAUAGAGAACCUGCAGCCAGAGUGCCAUGGCUCCGGAUGUUCUGAAGAACUUCUCAGCACUGCCAUACAAACCCAAGCUGAGGUAUUGAGGGCAGGUUUGUCGGUAUCUCGGGAUUCCAAGCUUUCAGGUGAUGUAUCCAGUGUAUGCCAGCAACAGCUGCAGCUGCCCAGUUCUGGGUUCAGGAUCCUGGGCUCCCACCUGUCUCUGAAUGCCCUUUCUGACCUGGGCACUGGACGACAUGAAGAAAGGUCACGCAGAUUCAGCUGCCCGAGGCUGGACCGCUUGGGUAGUAAGGGCUAUAUAAAACUGGCAGCACUAGGAGGAGACUCAUUUGAAGCCCCAGAUGGUGCUCCAGAAACAGGUGUAGAGGGACCAGAGCAGACAGGAACACAGAGUUAUGUUAUGAAUGCACAUAUAUUCCCCAAUAACUCCUUCACACAGCUGCACACAGAACCUACCAUGUCGAACUCUCAUACAACAGAUGUAGAUGUGGACCCAAAGGCAAAUCUCCAACAGGGAGAGCAGGUCUGAGCAAGCCGAUAUGCUCAGGCAUAUAAGUACGAUGUAGUCAUUAACUGCUUAGGGUUCUUUUGUGGACAAUUUACUUAGGUUGUAGCAUAACUAAGAUAAUAUUUUGUGCUGAAACCAACACUCAUAAAAGUACAUAUAAGUAUUUAAAAAGACUGGUGGUACAAUCCAGCUUUUGAGGAGACCAUCACUCACUUUCGUGCAGUAUUUAGAUGAUAAGUCCAAGAGUAGAAUUGAGUUUUUCUUGUGCCUUCCACAAAUCUGUUAGGCUUAUAUGC
Messenger RNA from Neoarius graeffei (lesser salmon catfish), 1805 nucleotides. Its product is annotated as transmembrane protein 200C-like. Bases 1 to 1530 code for a protein of 509 amino acids. The record is from RefSeq and is a predicted model, not a curated record. The transcript has a single exon. NCBI's taxonomy places the organism in Eukaryota, Metazoa, Chordata, Actinopteri, Siluriformes, Ariidae.